CAUAUUUACUUUGCAGCAACUUUGCAACAUGAGCCUAGAAUUUGGUUUAUAAUUCGUUUUUACUGUGAUUUAAAAAGUUAAAAUAGGUAUCUACCUAUCAAUUUCAAUAAAAUAUCUUUGGCAAAUUAAAAUUAUUUAAGCCAUGGCCGGGACAGCAUCAAAUCUAUUCAUGCCUGCAAACUUAGUCAAGUUUGAGGAAUUGUGUAUUUUAUAUGAUAAGUUACUGAAAACAAAAAAAGAUAAAAACAUUUAUCAGAAUUCAAACAAAAAUAAGAGACAAGAACAAUAUCAAAUAUUAGAGAAAUUCAUCAAUAAUUUCAAAGUCAAUGUUGCUUCUACUCAUGGAGAUAAUAAGAAUAAAACUAUUUUUCCUGUUUUAAGGCUUCUAUUGCCAGAUCGAGACAGAGAAAGGGGACCUUAUAAUUUAAAAGAAAAGAACUUAGGUGUUUUGCUAGUCAAAGUGUUGUCAUUAAGUAAACAGUCAGAUACUGCUAGAAAGUUACUUAAUUACAGGUCAGUAGAUAAAACUAUAGAGAGUGAUUUUGCCGGAGUGGCAUACUUUGCACUAAAGACUAAUAUACGUACAAAAGAAAGUGAAGUUACAGUUGGUAAAAUUAAUGAAAUACUGGAUAAAAUAGCAAAUGCAGAAGUAGGUAAUAAGGGAUCUGCAUUAGAUGAUGUCUUUGGCUAUGCUCUAAAGAAUUUAACAGCAGAACAGUUUAAAUGGUUUCUGAGAAUCAUAUUGAAGGACCUCAAGCUUGGGAUAGGAUCAAACCAUAUUUUAGCUGCUUUUCAUCCUGAUGCACCUGAAUAUUUCCAAAAUUGUGGCAGCCUUUCUAAGGUGUGUGAUGAGCUCGAAGACGGUGACACUCGUCCCUUGGAGUUGGGCAUCCAAGUGUUCUACGCCGUCAGUCCAAUGCUGUCCGAGCGACUCGACGUGACUCAGUUGGCACAGCACAUCUCGUUUGAUAACACUUACAUAGUUGAAAACAAAUUUGAUGGUGAAAGGUUUCAGAUCCACAUGGAAAAUGGAAAUUUCGAAUAUUUUUCUAGAAAAGGUCACAAAUACUCAGACAACUAUGGAAAAACGUAUGAUUCUGGAUUAUUGACACCCUUCUUAAAAGGCUCUUUCAAUUGUGAUGUUAAAAGUUUUAUACUGGAUGGAGAAAUGAUGGGGUGGCAUAAAGUGAAUGAACAUUUCAGUAGUAAAGGGAUUGCGUUUGAUGUAAAAAAAAUAACGGACCAUUCGAAAUUUCGUCCUUGUUUUUGUGCAUUCGAUGUUUUGUAUUAUAAUGGUACACCUCUGGUUGGUACCAAAGAAAAAGGUGGCUUAACUUUAAAAGAAAGAUUGAAGAUAUUAGAUUCUAUGUUUCAUAAUGUCACUGGAGUUAUUCAACACAGUAUAAGAGAAAAUGUUAAUAAUAGUAAUGACAUAUUGGACAAACUUAAUCAGGCCAGUGAAAAUGAAGACGAGGGCAUUGUUGUGAAAGAUGUGGAUUCUUAUUACAUACCUAGUCGACGGAAUGCUGGGUGGUACAAAAUUAAACCUGAGUACACAGAGAGUACGAUGACAGACCUGGACCUGGUGAUAAUAGGAGCAGAUGAAGCUGCGAACAAGAAACAAGGGCGUGCCAAAUCUUUCCAUGUUGCUUGUGUUGAUAAAGCGGCGCCGGGUGAUUUAGAAUCAAGCACUCGUUGGCUAUGCGUAGCGCGCGUAUCAACGGGUCUCUCUUACUCCGAAAAAGAGAUAUUGUGCUCGGAAUUAGAGAAACAUUGGACGUCGACCCGAGUCGCUUCGGCCCCGCCCCAACUAGUGUUCAACAAGGAGAAACCAGAUUUCUGGAUACUACCCGAACAGUCGACGGUCUUGCAGGUGCGCGCGACGGAGCUCAUACGCAGCGUCAGUUACGGCACGCAGUACACGCUGCGGUUCCCACGCGUGGUGAGAGUGCGUGACGAUAAGCCCGUCGGUGACGUCACCACGCUCCAAUACUUCGACGGCCUCACGCCGGGCAAAGAUCCAGUGAAAAAGCUGAGCACGAAAUCGAUUAAUCCGGAACUAAUGGGUAGCACAGAUAAACUUCCAAGGAAGCGUCGUGCAAAGGAGAUUAAAGUAGCAGAACAGUUUCGCACCACAAUAUCCGAUUCUGUAGAAGUGAUAUCAAAGGCACUGGAAGGAAGAAAAGUAUGCAUUCUAUCCGAUGAUGAGCAGUGUCGGAGGCCGGAACUACUGAAAAUUGUGAAAAGGCACAGCGGCAUUGUCGUUUCAAAUAUUGGACCUGAUACUUGGUGUGCCAUAGUAGGCAAGAUUAACAAACGCGAGAGGGCAAUCAUCAAAUCGCAAUCUUACGACGUAGUCAGCAGUUCUUGGCUCGUUAACUUGCCACCGUCAGAGGUUCCCUGCACCGUCUCACCGUUAGAUUUGAUUUCAAUCAAGAGAACUACUAAACAACUGCUUUGUAGAAAAUACGAUGUUUUCGGCGACAGUUAUACUGAAGAUGUGGACGGAGAAACGUUAAAGAGGAUCUUCGCAAAAAUGGACGAUUGCGACCAAAACAUAUACCUUACGAACCAGGAGAUGUUGAAUGUUGACCGUGACUUAUUCGGCCCGAACAACCCUCACUCCUUCCUGCGAUCUUGCUACAUUCAUUUCCUUAAAAAAGAUAGCUUUACCGCCACCAAAGCUAAGUUAUUCAGUGCCACAAUAUGCGAUCUGCAUUCGUCGAAUCUUACGCAUGUCAUAUGCGAAAAUAUUAAUGGCGAAGAAGCGAAUAAAUUGAAGACAACAAUACAGGCACACAUCGUUUCUAAAUUAUGGCUAGAAGAGUGUUUUACUCAGAGAAAGUUAGUUUCCGAAUCUAAAUUCUUGUCAUGCUAGCACUUCACAAUUUACAUGACUCAUCGUAUUUUUGCUAUUUGUAAACUUGAUAGUUGUAUGUCCUUGUCAUGCUCUAUAGAGAAUGAAAAAGAUAGAGUGCUGUCAAGUUAACAAAUAGGCAAUAGGAAAUACACAUAGCCAUGUGAAGGGCAGUCAUUUUAUGUAUCCUCGUGUUUAUUUUUGCCAAUAUUUGUGAUGCUUGUUAUUUAAUAUUAAUCGAGAUUUUAAUUCAUAAGUUUAACUACUGUUUUAUUACGCUGCUGUAAAAAGAUGCCAUCACCAGAAUGCCGGUUCCAUGCCUGAAAACUAAAAAUGGAAUCUAGUAAACCAACUAUAGAUUUUGAAGAAUUCUGAAAAUAAAAUCAUAUACCUAUACUUUGACUAAGGUCGUCUUCUUAUUUUUCCAUAACCA
This is a messenger RNA of Chilo suppressalis (striped riceborer), 3290 nucleotides long. The record is from the annotation of a GenBank genome assembly. Lineage: Eukaryota; Metazoa; Arthropoda; Insecta; Lepidoptera; Crambidae.